Messenger RNA from Aspergillus chevalieri, 957 nucleotides. RefSeq lists its product as uncharacterized. The record is from RefSeq and is a predicted model, not a curated record. Bases 1 to 957 code for a protein of 318 amino acids. The transcript has 3 exons. Lineage: Eukaryota; Fungi; Ascomycota; Eurotiomycetes; Eurotiales; Aspergillaceae.
AUGUCUAAGAUUCUCACUGUUGUUGGUGCUACUGGAGUCCAAGGCGGCUCUGUGGUUUCCUCUGCUUUGAAGUCUGGUGCCUACAAGGUCCGCGGUGUUACUCGCAACGUUAAGAGUGCCGCGGCCGAGGCCUUGGCCGCACAGGGUGUUGAGAUGGUAGCUGCAGACGCCAAUGAUCUCGCAAGCCUCAUCAAAGCAUUUGAAGGAUCUCACGCCAUUUUUGUUGUCACCGAUUUCUUUGCCUCUUUCGCGACGCACGGAGUUGAGGAAACGGUUGCCAUUGAGUCUACGCAGGGAAUCAAUUGCGCAAAGGCCGCAUCCAAGAUUGCUACACUUGAGCAUUACAUCUGGAGUACUCUCCCGGACAACCAAAAGAUCUCCGGCGGCAAAUACUCCGUGCCUCACUUUGAAAGCAAGGUUAAGGUUGAUCAGUACAUUCGACAGGAUAAGGCUUUGCUGAGCAAGACUACUUUCCUCUUCAUUACUUACUAUGCGACAAACAUUCUUAUGCCUAUGUUUACGCUUAACUUAUUUAAAACCGCUGGUAAGCACGUCCAGCUGCUGCCUAUCGCCGAGGAUACCCCCAUUACUACCCUUGGCGCGACAGCAAUCAACACUGGAAUCUACGUCCUUGCCAUCCUCCAACAGCCCCACCUCACCCUGCCUGCCAGGACUGUCCUUGCCGAGACCGAGACACGGACCGCCAAGGAUAUUGUGAAGCUCUGGUCCGAGGUCUCUGGAAAUCCUGCUGAAUUUGCAUCGGUUUCCCUUGACCACUACAAUAACUUGUGGCCCAAAUGGGGUCGUGAGGUUGGUCUCAUGCUGCAGUUCUGGGAUUACGCUCGUGAGAAGAGCUGGAUCGCUGAGGACACGGUUAUCAAGAAGGAGCACUUGAACAUCUCUGGCCUGGUGGGCAUGAAGGAAGUCUUUUCUGGAAUCGACUGGGCCACCUUGUGA